AUGAUGGGCAAUUGUGUUGUCAUCUCCUCUUCCUCGUUAAUGGGCUCCAAACAUUUAAGAAGGUUUUCAACAUGUUAUUUAAAUUAUGCUUUUGAAGAGCGAUUGCAGCACUGGUCCGAGUUGGUGAAAAAUCAACAAGUACAAACAUUUAAACCCGAUUCUAUUGGCAGAAAUGAAAAUGUAAAUCUUGAAUUUGGUGAUAAAGUUAAAACGAUCACUGUUACCAUUGACGAAGAUUUCCUCAAAAAGACUCCACUUCAGCUUGCGUCCGAGUUAUUCUUUAAGAACGAAGUUAAUGAAUUUGUUGUUUGUAAAGUGAAUGGCCAAAUUACGGAUCUAAACACCACGUUUCAUGAAAUUAAUGAAACCAUCAAGGAACCCAACAAAACUAUUCGAUAUUUCACAUUUGAAGAUACAGAAGGAAAGGAAGUGUUUUGGCAUUCAUCUGCACAUAUACUUGGUUGUGCUUUAGAGAAAAAAUUUGGAAACUCUUUGAAGCUCUGUGAUGGUCCUGCAUUAAUUUCCAAAGAUACCAAUGGUGCUCAACAAUUGUUAAAUGGAGGAUUUUUCUAUGAAGGAUACAUUGAAAAUAAUCAGAGAAUUGCAAACGAGCAACUUGAGGAGCUUGAAAAGUACAUGCACGACGUUGUGAAAGAAAAGCAUCCAUUUCAGAGAUUGCGCAUCAACAAAGCAAUUGCAAGAGAGAUUUUCAAAUACAAUCCUUUUAAAUUGGAUAUUAUUGACAAAAUUCCAGAUAAUGACCCUGUUACUCUCUACAAAUGCGGAGACUUGGUAGACUUGUGUAGAGGUCCACAUUUGCCAAAUACCUCGUUCAUUAAAGCCUUCAAACUCACCAAGCUAAGCGGAGCUUACUGGAAGGGAGAUGAGACGCAACCAUUAUUACAGCGUGUGUAUGGAAUUUCGUUCCCCAAGUCUAAACAAUUAGAAGAAUGGCAGAAUAACAUUGAAGAAGCUCUGAAAAGAGAUCACAGAUUAAUUGCUAAGAAACAAGAUUUAUUCUUUUUCCAUGAGACAAGCCCAGGUACACCAUUCUUUUUACCGCAUGGAACAAGAAUGUUUAACAAGCUCGUUGAAUUCAUUAGAAAGCAAUACAAAAAAAGAGGAUAUGACGAGGUCAUCACUCCUCAAAUGUUCCAAAAAGAGCUAUGGAUCACAUCUGGACAUUGGGAACAUUACAAAGAAGAUAUGUUUACAGUAAUUGAAGGCACAUCAAGUCAACACAAAGAGGAGACAAUUGGAAUCAAACCAAUGAACUGUCCUGCUCACUGCUUAAUGUUUGACAGUAAGACAAGAUCGUACAAGGAGUUGCCUUUAAGACUUGCUGAUUUUAGUCCUCUUCACAGAAAUGAACCGCGAGGAUCUUUGACUGGCUUAACUCGGGUCAGAAGAUUCCAUCAAGAUGAUUCACAUAUAUUUUGUGCUCCUGAACAUGUGAAAGGUGAAAUUGAAAAUUGUUUGGAGUUUGUGAAAUUUGUUUAUAGCGACAUAUUUGGUUUUAAUUUGAAGUUUAAUUUGUCCACAAGACCACAGAAAUUUGUUGGUGAUAUUGAAAAAUGGAAUAAGGCAGAAGAAGCUCUUAAAGAAUGUCUCAAGGGUUACAACUGGAGGCUCAACGAGGGUGAUGGUGCAUUCUAUGGACCUAAAAUAGACAUUCAAAUCGAAGAUAGCUUACAACGAUUACAUCAAUGUGCUACCAUUCAAUUGGAUUUUCAACUUCCUAUUCGAUUCAAUUUGAAAUACCAAGGUGACAAUGAUCAAUUACAUACUCCUGUGAUCAUUCACAGAGCCAUACUUGGAAGCAUUGAGAGAUUUAUUGCACUAUUGACCGAACAUUUGGGAGGAAAAUGGCCAUUUUGGCUCAAUCCAAGACAAUGUUUUAUCUGUCCUGUUGCUUCUGACAAGGAAGAACUUGUUCAAUAUUGCAAUCAAGUCAAAGAGGAAAUUUUCUCGAGAGCUGAGCAACGUGGCGUGUAUUCCAAUUACUAUGUCGAUUUGGAUGUUUCAGACAAAACCAUGAAAAAGAAAAUUAGAGAAGCUCAAUUACUUCAAUAUAAUUUUAUCUUGGUUCUUGGGGAGAAGGAAAUGAACGAAAAGACUGUCAGUGUUCGAAAACGUGAUGGAACAUUGCUAAAUUCCAUGACCCUUGAUCAAUUAUUGGACAUGUGGGAACAUUUGAUGAAGACUUAUCAAUAG
Naegleria lovaniensis is the source of this 2214-nucleotide messenger RNA. RefSeq lists its product as uncharacterized. Gene Ontology annotation, molecular function: ATP binding; threonine-tRNA ligase activity. The transcript has a single exon. NCBI's taxonomy places the organism in Eukaryota, Heterolobosea, Eutetramitea, Acrasida, Naegleriidae. The record is from RefSeq and is a predicted model, not a curated record. Gene Ontology annotation, cellular component: mitochondrion; cytoplasm. The coding region runs from base 1 to 2214 and encodes 737 amino acids. Gene Ontology annotation, biological process: threonyl-tRNA aminoacylation.